CGGAAGGACGCGCGUAUGAUAUCGCAUGACUCUUUUAACUCGGAAAGCUCCGAUCCUCACUAAAAAAAAAAGUCGCGGGUCGCGUCCCAACGCUCGCCAGUGACGUCUAGCUAGAAGUGUCUGUAGGUUUUGAGACGCGGCCAUUGCGCUGAGCUCAGUCGGGAAUCUUCGCCGUUCUCUUCUUCCUUGACUCUGAUUUUUUAGGGAGGAGCUGUGACUGUCGGGAAGAUCUGGAGACUUCGCCUGAGGACGACAGCAGUCUUUCAACAGAAAACAGAUGCAUGCUUGUCUGCAGACAGUGUUGAUGUCCUGUGCUCAGACUGUAAUACUGACCGCUGUGGUCUGUCUGUAGGACUGAAGGACAGUUAAAUAUGGAUCCAGCAUCUCUUCCAGAGCAGCUGUCAGUUGUGAGCGAACAGGUGCUGAACUCGUCUGGCAGAUCGGUUACCGCAGCUGUAAGUCUGCGCCGCUUCCUCUGCUACGGCUCUGAGAGCGCCACCUACAGCACCAGAGAGUGUGCCCUGGGCACGGAGAGCGCCCUGGCCCUGAUGCAGCUCGUCGAGGCGGGACGGGGCUGCGAGGUGGUGGAAGAGAUCAGACGCUCCAGUCUGGAGGGCCGAGCUGUCCGCGUGAGCCCCAGCCUCUUCGCCCUGGCCGUCUGCUCGCAGCACGCCGACUGCAGGACCCGGCAGGCCGCCCUGAAGGCGCUGAAGGACCUGUGUCGGACGCCCGCGCAGCUCUUCACGUUCGUGCAGUAUAAGAAAGAGCUGAGACAGGGCUCUGGGAUGUGGGGCCGGGCUCUGAGGAGGGCCGUGACGGACUGGUACAACAGCCAGGAUGGGAUGAGCCUGGCACGGACCGUGACCAAGUGCAAGCACAGAGCGGGCUGGUCCCACCAGGACCUCCUCAGGCUGUCCCACAUGAGGCCCACCAAUGACACUGUUGCGGUUGUCUGCAAAUACAUCACGAAAGGCUGGAAGGGUGUCCAGGAAGCGUACGCUGAUAAAGAGAACUCCGAGGAAGUGCAGAAGGUUUUUGGGUAUCUGGAGGCUGUGGAGAAAGCCAAGCACUGCGCCGAUGAACAGGAGCUCAUUCAUCUCAUCGAGGAGCAGAGGCUGGAGAAAGAGCAGAUCCUCACCAACCACCUCAAGUCCAAAGAGGUAUGGAAAGCACUGCUGAAAGAGAUGCCCGUUGCUGUUUUAUUGAAGCAUUUGGGGAAGCUGACAGCAAACAAGGUUCUGGCGGCAGGAAGUGCGGAUGUCGCAGCUGUUUGUGAGAGGAUUCAGGAUGAGACGGCUCUGAAAAAGGCAAAAACACACCCGUUCAACAUUCUCGUGGCGUCUGAAAACUACAAGAGAGGUCACGGGAAGCGCAGCAAGCUGAAAUGGGAUCCGGACAGAGACAUCGUUCAAGCCCUGGACUGCGCUUUCAGCAAAAGCGUUUCGACCGUGGAGGCCACGGGCAAGCGCUUCCUGCUGGCGGUGGACGUCAGCUCUUCUCUGAGCAGCGUGACUCACGGCAGCUCCAUCAGCACCGUGGCGGUGGCAGCGGCUAUGUGUUUGGUGUUUGCACAGACGGAGCCAGACGCUCAGAUAGUGGUUUUCUCUGAAGGAAGCGUCCGUCCCUGCUCCGUCUCUUCUGAAAUGACAUUCAUGCAGGUAGCAGCACAGCUCAUCCAGACCCCCGGUGGAAGCACGGACUGUGCCUUACCCAUCACCUGGGCCUCAGAGAACGAUAAAUCUGUGGACGUCUUCAUCAUUUUCACUAAUAAUCAGACGUUCGGGAGGGAAAAUCCAGCUGACACACUGAAGACGUACAGACAGAAAAGCGGCGUGUUCUCCAAGCUGAUUGUGUGUGGGUUGAUUGCCAGCUCCCUGUCCGUCGCCGACCCCGAGGACCGCGGCAUGCUGGACGUCUGCGGCUUCGACUCUCAAGCGGUCGAUGUCAUCCGUAACUUCGCGCUCGAUGUCAUUUAAAAGCUGUUUGUUUCGUAGCGUGCGGACGGUGUUCUCAAAAAGGACAAAGAGACAUGAACGUACCCCAUGCAAAAAAAAAAAUUAAUUUGGAAAAUCGUGUUUUUGCAGGUUUUAUCCGACUGGAUGUCCAGCAGGCUGGAUCGUUUGCAGUGAAAACCGCAAAUUGACGAAAUGCCGAUUGUGUUUACUGAUGUUCAUUCGGUAUACUGUAUGUUUUUAACCUGGUCCUGUGAAAUAAUGCUCCUUUCUGAGAAGAGCUCUGACCUUCGUCGGAAGUAAUGUACUAUACUUUUAGAGGCCUUGCUCAUCGUGCGUAACGUCUGUGUGAUGAGAUGCUGUAAAAUAUCAAGCUGAAAGCGCUCCAUAGGUCUUCCGCAAAAAUCAGAGAGAAGUAUAAAGCGAAAUCCAUUCGCGAGGUCAUUGAAAAAGCAAAUCAAGCAGUCAAAUGUUCUCAUGUAGCCGAAAUGACUAGCCGGUAAUGUUUUAAUGUUGAAAUACCUCAAGUGUUCUGUGGUCCAGUAACUUGAUAUUUGAUAUACGAUCACAAAUAACAAUUAUGAUUUAAGAGAGACUCGACACUCAACAAGACUUUUUGGCACACUUUUGAUGAACUAAAUAGCAUUUAAAAAUUGUGAAAAAGAGACUGAAUUAUAGAGCUUGCAUUUUAUAUAUAUAUAUAUAUGUAUAU
This is a messenger RNA of Puntigrus tetrazona (Sumatra barb), 2664 nucleotides long. It is a transcript of the gene ro60, whose product is annotated as Ro60, Y RNA binding protein. Lineage: Eukaryota; Metazoa; Chordata; Actinopteri; Cypriniformes; Cyprinidae. Gene Ontology annotation, molecular function: RNA binding. Gene Ontology annotation, cellular component: ribonucleoprotein complex. The transcript has 9 exons. Bases 372 to 1976 code for a protein of 534 amino acids. The record is from RefSeq and is a predicted model, not a curated record.